Stylonychia lemnae is the source of this 1134-nucleotide messenger RNA. Lineage: Eukaryota; Ciliophora; Spirotrichea; Sporadotrichida; Oxytrichidae. The record is from the annotation of a GenBank genome assembly.
AUGGAGUUUCAAUUUGAUUGUGAAAAGGCACUAAAGGCACUAGACAUGAAUUCAACAAACAGCCCAGAUGGAAUAAGAAUUCUAGACUCUAGUCACUUUUAAAAGCUAUCUCAUCCUCUUUAUUCCUCGCAAGUCUCGUUUAAGCAAAACAAUAUGGCUACUAUUCUCGAUAGAAUGGGAGAGGCUAGCUCUAAGGCUUAAGGUCUUGGAGCAGUCAUCACUACAGCUUAAAAGUUUUUCUCAGCAGAAGGCUAGAAACUUUACCUGAAAGUUGAUAAUAAUCAAGUUUAGGGUUUGUUGAAGGUAGGAGUGAAGAAUCUGUUUAUUCGAAGUGCUCUUGGAUCUUACCAAGAAAUCAAGCCUAUGUGUGUUUUAGAUUUCUAUGUACAUGAGUCCUGCUAGAGAUUAGGAAUAGGAAAAGAAUUGUUUGAGAAAAUGCUUGAAAAUGAGAGUAAGCAAGCAAAGGAUCUUGGAUAUGAUAGACCAAGUCCAAAACUCUUAGGAUUCUUGAAGAAGUACUACAACUUGAGGAACUAUUGUCCUCAAACAAACAACUUUGUUGUUUAUGAUGACUACUUCAAGACCACAGCAACUUAGCAAUAAUAGUAAUCCUCGAGAGGAAACUAAGAUACUAGACAGGACAGAAGAAAUAAAGAUAACAAUGUGAUUAGUAAUUAAAAAGAGAACAAUAGUGAAGAUCUAGCAGCUAAAUGGGAACAGAUGUAUUAGUCCAAAAAUAAAUCAAAAGGCCAAAUUGAAAACUAAAGUCCUUAACAACUUAAUAAGAGAUAAAGCAACUUUGGAGGUUUAAAUCCUGAAGAGGAAGUCAAAUCUGCCAGAGAUAGUAAUGAUUUUUCGAAGACAUCGUCUGCAUGGGGAAAUAACGUGAGGUCAUCACCCUAGAAAAAAGAGAACUAUUCAUUACCAAAGAAGAGUCAGUUUGCUGAAACUCAAUAAAACGAAUAAAUCAGACCUUAAACUUCUAAAAAUAAUGGUAUAUCCUGGUAAAACUAAUAAUAUGAGAACAAAUAGAAUAUUGCUUAAUAUCCAAGCAGAUAAAAUGCAAGAUAACAUGUCAAUUAAUCUUCAUACACUUCUUCAUCUUCAAGCUACGGUGGCUUCUUGUUCAGCUGA